Messenger RNA from Symbiodinium natans, 1254 nucleotides. Lineage: Eukaryota; Dinophyceae; Suessiales; Symbiodiniaceae. The record is from the annotation of a GenBank genome assembly.
AUGCAAUCGGUAGCAAUAACAAGGCGAACAGCCACGUUCCAAGACCAAACUGAUAGCCGAGCGGAACGCAAACAGUUUCCACUCGUGCUUGCCAAGGCAACCACCAUACACAAAAGCCAAGCAGCUACAGCCCAUCAAGGAGCUCACUCUGCCCUGGACAGCACAGUCACUCAAGAAGGACAGGCGUACGUCGCUCUGUCCCGCUGUCCCACCCGCCAACAUUGCACACUAAGGAAUUUCAACCCAGCAUGCCUACGAUUCAACGCGCAUGCAGAAUGGGCACUCACGAAGCUCAGAGAACAGCAAGCAGAGAAGUCAGGCAGCGAGCUCUGGUGCAACCUCAUGAAGCCUCCGCACAACAAAGAAUUCUACGCACAACGGCUGGCGAAGCUGCCCCACCCAGACCCCCACAACAACAGCAGCAACCCAGACGAGGAACGACCUUGGCACUGCCCACGAUGCGGCGAAGCCACGGCCCAUACCAAACCAGCCAUGAAAGCACACAAGCGCAUUUGCCCGGCAGCACCACCCAAACCAGCCCGAGCCAAAGCCAAAGCGAAGGCCAAAGCCAAAGCCAAAGCGAAAGCCAAAGCCACAAACAGGAAGGACGGCACAUGCGCAACGACGCCGCGGGAAACAACAUCCAGCAAACGCAAUGCGGCGCGUUGGCAAAACAGCAAAACACAGGAGAAUAAGCACAAGCGAGACACACCAGACAGCCCAGCCGAGAGCCCUCCCACCAAGAAAAGUACAAGCAACCAAACAAAUGCCCGGUCAUCAGAACAAAACAACAUCUUCUUCGAAGAACAAGAAGGGGCCCAAUGCGGCAAGCACGCGCUCAACAAUGCACUCGGACACCAUUACUUCGACACAAAGGACAUGCAGCAAGCAGCCGAAACGUUCAUGUGGGAGAACCCAGAACUUGGUGACGAUCUGGACAGACACAUCUCGCCGGACGGGGACUAUUCCAUCGAAACGAUGAUGAUGGCAUUGCGAACCAUGGCAAUGAAGAAAUUCGGGCGGCUUUGCUGGCAGAUGAGAGACACACGUGCCACCAGCAGCAGAGACCUGGAAGGUUGUGUCGGAGCAGUGCAGAACCACCACAACCAGCACUGGGUCGCUUUGAGGAGUGCCGGCGAAACAUUCUUGUACGUGGACUCCUUGAACCGAGCAAAGCAGGCAACAAACCUCACGAAAGAAGAGCUGGAAGCCACGCUGCGCGCCCAUCCAACUUAUGUGAUUCACGAGAUUUGA